Molecule: messenger RNA, 1846 nt
Organism: Cornus florida
Lineage: Eukaryota; Viridiplantae; Streptophyta; Magnoliopsida; Cornales; Cornaceae
Product: beta-amyrin 28-monooxygenase-like
Exons: 3
Coding region: 69-1511 (480 amino acids)
Biological process (GO): sterol metabolic process
Molecular function (GO): oxidoreductase activity, acting on paired donors, with incorporation or reduction of molecular oxygen; iron ion binding; heme binding
Source: RefSeq, a predicted model, not a curated record
ACUUUGAAGCUGGCUUAACCACACCUUCACAACUCUCCCUCAUAUUUACUGGUAAGAAAUCAAUAUCCAUGGAGGUCAUUGUUCUGUCACUCACGGUGGCUCUUGUUGCCGUCUCUCUUCUUCUCACCAUCUUUGCUUUCACUCGCCGAGCCGACGGCGGCGUCAAGCUGCCACCGGGCAGCUACGGAUGGCCUAUCAUGGGUGAAACCAUCGAGUUCUUGUUUGGGAAGCCGGAACAUUUUGUGGGUGAAAGGAUGAGGAAGUACUCUCCUGAUAUCUUCAAGACCGACAUUCUUGGAGAGAAAACGGCUGUCAUUUGUGGCCCCAACGGUCACAAAUUCCUCUUCUCCAACGAGCAGAAGCUCUUCACCGCCUUCCGUCCACAUCCCAUGCAAAUGCUGUUCCGUUCAUACAAAACAAAGGAACAAAAACAAGCCACUGGUCCGUCUCAAAUGGCUCGCAACGACGAGGCCAAAGUGAUAAGGUCACCUGGCUUCUUGAAGCCCGAGGCUUUGGUUCGGUAUUUGGGGAAAAUGGACUCCAUGACCCAACAACAAUUGCAGACUUACUGGGAAGGCAAAGACACAGUGAAGGCGUUUGGCCUUUGCAAGACCAUAACAUUGACACUUGCUUGUCGAUUCUUUUUGGGCAUUGACAACCCCGAGAGGAUUGCUAGGCUUGUUACCAAUUUUGAUGAUGUUACUUUGGGGAUGCACUCAAUUACAUUCAAUUUCCCGGGUACUAUAUUUUAUAGAGCGAAUAAAGCUGCCACCGCCAUCCGUAGGGAGCUUCUGGCCGUGAUCAAGGAGAAGAAGGAUGCAAUGGCUUCCGGUGCUCCGAUGCAGGAUAUUCUGUCUCAUAUGGUGGUUGCAAGUGACCCGACUGGCCAGUUCAUGCCGGAGGCCGAGAUUGCUGAUAAGAUGAUGGGGCUGCUAACUGCUGGAUACAGUACUGUUGCUACUACCAUGACUUUGUUCAUGAAGUAUGUUGGAGAGAGACCUGACAUUUACAAUAAAAUCCUAGCAGAGCAAAGGGAGAUUGCAGCUGCGAAGAAGCCCGGGGAGUUAUUAGAUUGGGAGGAUAUGAAUAAAAUGAAGUACUCGUGGAACGUAAUAUGUGAAGUUAUGAGAUUCAACCCACCACUUCAAGGAACUUUCAGGGAGGCCUUGGUUGACUUCACCUAUGCUGGUUACACUAUUCCAAAGGGCUGGAAGGUGUAUUGGACAGUGAGUACGACAAACAUGAACCCUCAAUACUUUAAAAAUCCGGAAGUGUUUGAUCCAACAAGAUACCAAGAAGGUGAGAGCCAUAUUCCUUACACGUAUGUUCCGUUUGGAGGCGGACCGAGAAUGUGCCCCGGAAAAGAGUAUGCAAGAUUGGCAGUGCUGGCUUUUGUGCACAAUGUGGUCACCAAAUUUAAGUGGGAUUUAUUGGUUCCCAACGAGAAGAUCAUAGGUGAUAUGAUGCCAAGCCCUGAAAAAGGACUUCCAAUCCGCCUUCAUGCACACUAGAUCCAUAUAGUAAUUGGUUUACAAAUCUAAUUUGGCUUUUUCGCAGACCCUUUGGGCUAUAUAUUCCUUUUUUUUUUUUCUUUUUUUUUUUUUUUUUUUUUUCCCCUUUUUGGAGGGCAAAACCAAUGUAACAAUAUUAAUAGUAUAUGUUUGUAUUAUACAUUCAUAUUCUUCAAAGAAGGCAACUAGUGAAGCAGCAUUGUUUUGAAACAACGAUGUGAAGUGACUGCAGGUUAGGUCAAACAAAUUAUUGAAUUAUGAAUGUUCAACCUCCAUGUAAAAGGGCCAAAAGAUAUCACUGAAAUGAAUUGAAAGGCUUUACUUUUUAUUUUUAA